This is a messenger RNA of Larimichthys crocea (large yellow croaker), 692 nucleotides long. Its product is annotated as gamma-crystallin M2-like. The transcript is spliced from 3 exons. Gene Ontology annotation, molecular function: structural constituent of eye lens. Bases 125 to 673 code for a protein of 182 amino acids. Gene Ontology annotation, biological process: lens development in camera-type eye; visual perception. The record is from RefSeq and is a predicted model, not a curated record. NCBI's taxonomy places the organism in Eukaryota, Metazoa, Chordata, Actinopteri, Sciaenidae.
UUUAACAAUGGGGGCCCACUGACUCUGUAAGGUUUGGUCAGGUAUAAAAGCAGGGGUUACACCAAACAGGACAGCAGUGCAGCAGUAACAACACCAACAGCAGCAGCUCACCUACAGCACAAACAUGACCACCACUGAAAUGGGCAUGGGCAGGGUCACCUUCUACGAGGACAGGAACUUCCAGGGUCGCUCCUGGGAGUGCAUGAGCGACUGCUCUGACUUUUCCUCCUACCUGAGCAGAUGCCACUCCUGCAGGGUGCAGAGUGGCUGCUUCAUGGUCUACGACCGUCCCAACUACAUGGGAAACCAGUACUUCAUGAGGAGGGGCGACUAUGCUGACUACAUGAGCAUGUGGGGAUGGAACAGUGGUAUCAGGUCUUGCCGUAUGAUCCCCAUGUACAGAGGCCAGUACAGGAUGAGGAUCUACGAGAGGGAGAACUUCGGUGGUCAGAUGUAUGAGAUGAUGGACGACUGUGACAACAUCAUGGACCGUUACCGUAUGAACAACUGCAUGUCCUGCAACGUGAUGGACGGCCACUGGCUGAUGUACGAGCAGCCCCACUACAGAGGCAGGAUGAUGUACUUCAGGCCUGGAGAGUACAGGAACUUCAUGAACAUGGGCUGGAGCGGCUCCAGGUUCAUGAGCAUGAGGCGUAUCAUGGACAUGUGGUAGACAUUUUCAUUUUGAAAUA